AUGUAUUUCGUUGUCCAUCCGCAAGAUCCGCGAUCCGCGAUCCGCGCGACGCUACAUCCGCAAUCCGCGCGCGGCGUGCGUCACGCGUCGGCCGCGUGUGCGCGAACCGUGACCCCGUUUUCGCCGAGCGGGGCGCGCACGCCGCGUAGUACGCGCCCCGCUGCGCCGGUAACGGAAUGUGCCGUUUCUGGCCUGGGUAGCAAUGCGCCGUACAGUCGCACGUACCGCGGCCGUACCGAGCGGCCGCCGCCGACUGUACCAGCGCCUCUCGGCUCCUUGAGGCGGUGCGACAACCUUAUCCAUGUCAAUGACAACCGCACACACGCGUCGCCGAAUUGCGAACGCGCACACACGCUACACACGAGCAUCCUGUAUACGCUCGUAUCGGCGCGAUCUACGGUCACU
This is a messenger RNA of Iphiclides podalirius (scarce swallowtail), 405 nucleotides long. Lineage: Eukaryota; Metazoa; Arthropoda; Insecta; Lepidoptera; Papilionidae. The record is from the annotation of a GenBank genome assembly.